AUGUCGCAACUGCUAUUAGGGGCCACCAUCAUACUCCUGGUGCUUGUCGGAAUAAUAAGCGCAGACAUCAUGGGUUUCGCAUUCUGGAAAGGCAAUCAAUUCCCUGUAGAGGGGAGAACGGUUCUGCUCACCGGUUCAUCCCAGGGGAUGGGUAGCGAGAUCGCUCGUCUCCUCUCAGCUCGCGGCGCAAACCUCAUCCUCGUCGCACGCACAGCGAAGAACCUCGAGACAGCCCUGGCACACGCAAAAUCCCAUGCAAAGAACCCCGCCGCCCAACGCUUCACUUAUAUCGCCGCCGACGUAACCUCCGAGACUGAGAACGCCAGGAUACUCAAGGAAGCAACGGCCUGGAACAAUGGACGUAUGCCGGAGAUCGUUUGGUGUAUCGCGGGGUCCUCGGUACCGGGCCUGUUUAUCGAGACGAGCACCGAGACGCUGAGAAGACAGAUGGAACUCAACUAUUUCGCUUCGGCAUACAUGGCACACAAGACACUCCAGGCGUGGUUCUAUCCCGAAGUGCCGUACAAGUCGCAAGAAAAGAGUUCUGCACCAGAACCACCUCGCAAGUUCAUCAUGACCUCGUCCGCGCUCGCCUUCAUGAACAUAGCAGGCUACUCCGCCUACUCCCCCGCCAAAGCCGCUAUCCGCUCCCUUGCCGACGGCCUCCGUUCAGAGGUACAACUCUACAACGCAGCGCGUCGCUCCAAGACGGGCACCACUGGCACCACGCCCGCACCUUUCGACGUCGACAUACAUGUCGUCUUUCCAGGCAGUAUACUAUCUCCUGGCUUCGAAAACGAGAACAAGACCAAGCAUCCCGUGAGCUUCGAGCUAGAGUCUUCAGAUCCCAAGCAGACUGAGCUGGAAGCUGCGACGGCAGCCAUCAAAGGACUUGAAGGAGGCGACUUCAUGACGCCUACGAAUUGUCACAUGACACAUCCCCGCACUCCAUCCACAGCUCGUGCUUCCAUACAUUACGCAGUUUUCCGCCUCAUCCUUCGCAACAUGAGCAGCCACAUAAGCAACCCUUCUUCCAGAGUUGAGCUCGUUGAAGAUGUAAAGCGAAUUGUACUAGGUUAUCUUUCACUCUACACUGAUCUACAGGCGCUUUGCCUGACUUCAAAGAGCUGGAAUCGCAUCGCCACAGAGUACUUGUACAGGAAGGUUGUGCUCGAAGCUCGUGCUCAUGAUGGCCAACUGGCUCUAUUCCGUCAAUGUGUUGAUUCUGGUGCACGAAGGCACUUGGUACACACACGAAGCUUGAGUCUACUCAAUUUACUGCCAUGGGAGUUUGGAUUCGUCUCAUCUGCGGAUCGUCCGAUGGAUGAAGCAACCAGAAACACUUUGAUGUCAGGGAUUCUGCAAGAUAUCCCCUCCAACAAGCUCCGAGAGUUCCGUUACGUUGCUUGGAACUAUGAUGGUAUGUACCCGAGCCUGGUAAGUCUCCUCAAAGAGCACCAACAGUCUAUCGACAGUCUGCACGUGUUGCGUGGUGACUCCCGCAAGCUCAUAUCCCCGAAAACGCGUCGCGUUACUGUUGCUUUCCGCGGACAAAACGACCAGACACAUAAGUUUGUGCAGUUUGCUCUAGCACUACCUACGCUCGAUUCGCUUUCGAUACUUUUCCUGGAGGGAUGGACCCUGGAAGUUCAUAGAUACUGGGGCGAUGGUGACAACAUUAGUGCAUUUGGAGACCGGAAGAUUGUAGCGCGCACUCUCAUGCUUGAUGGUUGCAUGCCUGACACGUUCGAUGCUGCCCUCCCUUACGUCUUCGAUUUGUCGCGAGUGACUAAGCUAGCUCUCUCAGGCUGCAAAUUGGAUCUACUGCGACAUCUAUCCAGCUCAUGCGAACUACGGAACCUCACAGACUUCGAAAUACGGACCCCAGAACAUUUCGAUGAAACUGCAGGCGAGAACGCAAGAGCGCUGUUUUUGAAUAAUCAAAGUCUUCAGCACCUCCGUCUCCACAUCAAUGGCCUUCACAGUGUAUCUCUGGACCCCCAGGAUAUAGCAGAUGACACACCCUAUGAUACACCAGAUGCCAUACCCUAUCUGUGGCCGCUGCACCCCAGGCUCAAGACGCUUUCACUGUUAGAUCUAUAUCGUGAGGGGGAUAACGAGCACUUUCCAUUUAUAGUUGAACCAGAGCUUCAACAGAUAUGCAGUCACUUUAGCGCCUUGGAACAACUCGGUUUGUGUUUCUAUGACUUCGAUAUCCCUAGAAGUGAGGCAGAGAAAAGGUUUUCCUACGUAAUCAAGAUUCUGGAACCAAUCGAAAGACUCAAGAAUCUCAAGAUCCUACAUCUUUACCAGGACCGAGUUAGAACUGUUCGUCCACCCACUCCUCAUGUGCAUAUUUGCGAAAUUCAUCAAGAGUUCGCUACACGGUUCUUCCAAUGGGCGCAUCAUCGAUGUCCCUUACUUGAGGUUCUCAUAUGGGGUACUUAUGAAGAGAACUUGAACCAAGAGGCGUGGCAGGUGACUGAGGAUGCAAAGCAAGGACGAGAUACUUCUGACUGCGGCGUAGACCGUGCCCCACAACAGUGCUUCGUGAAGAAGUUGGUAGAGCUAGAAGGCGGUACUUCCCAGAUCGCAGGAGCGAGUAGGGUCACCCGGAGUCGAAUUCGAGAUGACUUCCCGGAACUGCAAAUACUGAGCUACGAGACCAGCAGACAUAUCGAAACUCGCCUGGCGGAUGAAGCC
Messenger RNA from Alternaria burnsii, 2703 nucleotides. Its product is annotated as nad-binding protein. The annotation marks the transcript as partial. Gene Ontology annotation, biological process: sphingolipid biosynthetic process. The transcript is spliced from 6 exons. The record is from RefSeq and is a predicted model, not a curated record. Gene Ontology annotation, cellular component: endoplasmic reticulum membrane. Gene Ontology annotation, molecular function: 3-dehydrosphinganine reductase activity. NCBI's taxonomy places the organism in Eukaryota, Fungi, Ascomycota, Dothideomycetes, Pleosporales, Pleosporaceae.